Messenger RNA from Andrographis paniculata, 1347 nucleotides. RefSeq names its product bifunctional UDP-glucose 4-epimerase and UDP-xylose 4-epimerase 1. Gene Ontology annotation, biological process: galactose metabolic process; rRNA processing. Gene Ontology annotation, cellular component: cytosol. Gene Ontology annotation, molecular function: UDP-glucose 4-epimerase activity; RNA binding. The record is from RefSeq and is a predicted model, not a curated record. NCBI's taxonomy places the organism in Eukaryota, Viridiplantae, Streptophyta, Magnoliopsida, Lamiales, Acanthaceae. Bases 67 to 1116 code for a protein of 349 amino acids. The transcript is spliced from 9 exons.
CACCAAUUCAGGCAUAAUUCAAUUCAGCGAUAAAAAUUACAAUCGGCGGCGGCAGCGGCGGCGGAGAUGGCGAUUGAAAGGAAUAUUCUGGUGACCGGCGGCGCGGGGUUCAUCGGAACCCACACGGCGGCGGCGCUGCUGCGGCAGGGGUUUAAGGUUUGGAUCAUAGACAACCUCGACAACGCCGCCGCCGCCGCCGUCGAUCGACUGAGGAAUCUUGUCGGCCCGGAGCUCUCCCAGAAUCUCCACUUCCAAUUGGGAGAUAUCAGAAAUGGAGACGAUCUGGAAAAGCUGUUUUCGCAGACACAGUUUGAUGCGGUGAUACAUUUCGCGGGGUUGAAGGCGGUGGGCGAAAGCGUGGCUAAUCCGAUGAGAUAUUUUGAUAACAAUUUGGUGGGUUCGAUCACUUUGUACAAAAUCAUGGCUAAAUACAACUGCAAGAAGUUGGUAUUCUCAUCUUCGGCAACGGUGUACGGACAACCGGACAAGAUUCCGUGCCUCGAAGACAUGGAAUUAAAGGCCAUGAAUCCUUACGGUCGAACAAAGCUCUUUCUCGAAGAAAUUGCUCGCGAUCUCCAUGUCGCGGAUUCUAAGUGGAGAAUUAUUUUGCUGAGAUAUUUCAACCCCGUAAGCGCCCACGAAAGUGGAAUGCUCGGAGAAGAUCCAAAGGGGAUUCCGAACAAUCUAAUGCCUUAUAUAACACAAGUGGCUGUCGGCAGAUUGCCCGAGCUAAAUGUUUACGGCCAUGAUUAUCCGACGCCCGAUGGAAGUGCCAUUCGGGACUACAUUCAUGUCGUUGAUUUGGCUGAUGGCCAUGUGGUUGCACUCGAAAAGCUUCUAAAGCAUGAAAGUAUAGGUUGUGUGGCAUACAAUUUGGGCACGGGCCGCGGCACGUCGGUCCUUGAAAUGGUGGAUGCCUUCGAGAGGGCGUCGGGGAAGAAAAUCCCGAUCAAGCUGUGUCCGAGGAGGCCAGGAGAUGCAACAGCCGUGUAUGCCUCGACCGAGAAAGCGUUCCGGGAGUUGGGAUGGAAGGCGAAAUACGGGAUCGACGAAAUGUGCCGGGACCAGUGGAAAUGGGCAAGCCAGAAUCCGUGGGGAUAUGAGUCCAAGCCUUGAUCGAAUUUGCUGUGAGGAUUUAAAGACAAAAUUUUCAGAUUUGUUACAAUAUUAUAAUAAAUAAGAAAAGGAGGAUUAAUGUUGAAAUUUGGUGUCCGAAAUGGACAAUUUAGAGGCAUUUUUUGUUGAAGUGUAAUUUGCAUUAUCUUAAUUAUGUUGUGUGGUCAUAAAGUUUGUGUUGUUCUGUCCUUUACUCUUCACAUUUAUAUAAACUUCAACUGUCUUGUGAUU